AUGUCAAGAGUCAAACGGCAAAAGAUCGAUGAGGACAAUUCGAAAGUAACUACAAAAUUUGAACAAUUACCAAAUGAAUUGAUAGUAUUGUGUUUGAAUUAUUUGACUUUCUUUGAUUUAUAUGAAUCAUUCUUUGGUCUGAAUCAACGUUUGAACCAAUUACUUUUAUCCAAAUCAACAAUUUACAUCGAUUCAAUACCCGAAACACAUUUUUUGACACAUUGUUUUAAUUUAAGCCAUUUUCUUAGUCAAAGUCAAAACGAUUUGUUAGCAUUGCGGAGUUAUGAUGAAAAUCAAUUCGAACUAAUCAUGAAAGAUCAUUUAUUUAAAGAUAAAUUUUCUCGAUUGAAAUCUUUAACAUUAAAUAACAUCCAUGCCGACUCAAUAUACGAUGUCAUCUUUAAUGAAGAGAUGAAAUUAUACGACAUAUUAGAACGAUUGUUUCUAAGCGAAGUCAGCGAAAAAGACGAACAUGGUUCUGCUGUAAAUCGCUUAUGCAAUCGAUUGAUAUCGUCAAAAAUGAAAUCAUUAAAGUAUUUGAAUAUGAGUUUCAAACCUUACCGAUGUGGAUGUGAAAAUAACAUUCAGUCCGGUCGUGACAAGGUCGACUUGGAAUUUAAAAGAAAAGCAUCAAUAAGCCACUUGGAAACACUUAUUAUCGGAGGUUAA
Adineta ricciae is the source of this 669-nucleotide messenger RNA. Lineage: Eukaryota; Metazoa; Rotifera; Eurotatoria; Adinetida; Adinetidae. The record is from the annotation of a GenBank genome assembly.